GUAAUGGAAACCGAUGAGGCCCAGCGUGUGCUGCCGUUUCAGCUACAAUUCGACAAACCAGUCGCCUCUCAGAUCAAAAUGGCGGAAUGGAAUCCGGAGAAGGAUUUAUUAGCCAUGGUUACGGAAGAAUCGAAGAUUUUGCUGCACCGAUUCAAUUGGCAAAGGUUGUGGACCAUUUCGCCAGGAAAGUCCAUUACGUCCCUGUGUUGGCGUCCUGAUGGCAAAGCAAUAGCCGUUGGGCUAGAAGACGGAACCGUUUCCUUGCAUGAUGUUGAAAAUGGAAAAUUGCUGAGAAGCUUAAAAUCCCAUACCGUUGCUGUUGUAUGUCUUAACUGGGAGGAGGAUGGACAACUCACUAAGAAUAAUUCUGCUGACAUCUCAACAUAUGAUGACCGUACUUCUCGUUUCUUCCCUCCUGCUCCAAGAAUUCCUCGAAUGCCUGGACUGGUGUCUGGAACUGGCUUCAUGGAUGAUAAUGAAGAUUCAUUUUUUGAGCUAUCAAAUUCUUCACAUCAACGUUUUAAUAUUCUAUGUAGUGGAGACAAAGAUGGAAGCAUAUGCUUUAAUAUCUUCGGGAUAUUUCCAAUAGGGAAAAUAAACAUACAUGAGUUUUAUGUUCCUACUCCCCUUGUGGAUAAACAAGCUACAUACCAACUUCUGAAUGCUUCCAUUUUCAAGGUUGCUUUGUCAAAAGACCUUUGUCGCUUGAUAGUCAUGUGCUCAGGACAACUUAAUCAAGAUGAGGAUAAAUUGGGUGAGAAACAAAUAGGUGGACAUGAUAUGCAUGGCUUACAUAGCUUAGUUCUGAAUUCUUCCAUAUUCUCAAAGAGGAAAAAUGAGCUCCAUCAGAUGGCCCAGCAGGCUUCUAACAUUGAGGAUUUAAUGGAGGUUAUCAGGGCUUCACUAACAAUUAUGUGUAAGCAGUGGUCAGAUGCCAUGCACACUUUCCACGAGAAGUUUGAUUCUCUCCCUACUUUGAUUGUUGACAAUGGUCUGGACUCUUCUCCCCAGGAGGAGUUUUUAAGCCUUUUAGGUGGUGCUCGUACUAGUCCAGCAAUUCACCAGUUUCUAGUUAACUCUCUUGGUGAAGCGGCUGUCAAGCGUGUGUCAAAGGCUGUUUGUGGUGCUGGGAAAGAACUUCAGCUUAUUGUCCUUGAUCAUCUUCAGCCUGCUGCAGAAAUUAUUGGAUUCAGGAUGGGAGAACUAAGAGGCCUUUCAAGAUGGCGUGUACGCUAUCAGGGUAUUGGGUUGGAUGAGACGCUAAUUAACCAUGCAUCAGAGAAGUCUGGUAUGUUUCUAGUACAAGUCGAGCGGUUUAUGAGGGUGCUUUCAUCUGUGGUGCAGCAG
This is a messenger RNA of Pistacia vera, 1347 nucleotides long. RefSeq names its product anaphase-promoting complex subunit 4. The record is from RefSeq and is a predicted model, not a curated record. Gene Ontology annotation, cellular component: nuclear periphery; anaphase-promoting complex. Gene Ontology annotation, biological process: positive regulation of mitotic metaphase/anaphase transition; protein K11-linked ubiquitination; anaphase-promoting complex-dependent catabolic process. NCBI's taxonomy places the organism in Eukaryota, Viridiplantae, Streptophyta, Magnoliopsida, Sapindales, Anacardiaceae. Gene Ontology annotation, molecular function: protein binding. The annotation marks the transcript as partial. The transcript has 11 exons.